AUGGCUCUUAAGAAUAUCUUUGAAGAUUUGCUGAGAUGUAAAUCGUUGAAAAUACGAUACUUCUUCUUAUGGGUGUCUGCCAUGGGAGGAUUUCUGUUCACCUUUACAGGGACAAGAAGACGACCAGAACUUCCGAAUAUAAUAGGUGACACUCUACAACUGAACGAGUACCGCAGUAAUAUUCAUUUUCCGCGAAGCGUUUUAUCCGAACCCAGUCCAAUGGAACUGCUUCAUCUCAAAGAUUUUAAAUUUGUUUAUAAUUCAACAAAAAUAUGUAGAGAAAAACCUCCGUUUAUUCUAGUUUUAGUUCAUACAGCUCCGAAUCACUUCAUACAUCGAAAACUAAUUCGAAACACGUGGGGAUCAAUACGUCAUAUCCAUAACGUAACAAUUAGUAUCGGUUUUCUUCUAGGUGAAACGGACCAAAGACUGCAGUCAAGAAUACGUCAAGAAAAGGAUCAACAUCAUGACAUCAUUCAGGGUUCCUUUGUUGACUCCUACCGAAACUUGUCUUUAAAACAUAUCAUGGGCUAUAAGUGGGCCACGGAGUUUUGUCCAAAAGCUACAUUUAUUCUUAAGUUGGAUGACGAUGUUUAUGUUGAUACUUUUCAGAUCGUAAGGUUCCUACUUUUUACUUUCGGUCGAAGUCCUACUAGUGUAUUAGCUUGUUCGGUGGUAUCUGCGGGAACUCUUCCCCACCGCAACGGUAAGUGGGGCGUUACAAGGAAGGAAUUCAGUUUUGACACCUACCCGGAAUAUUGUUCUGGAAUGGGGUACUUUGUGACAUUGGAUAUUGCCAGAGAUAUCCUAGCCGCUUCCAAAAGACUCCCGUUCUUCUGGGUUGAUGAUAUAUUUGUGACGGGUAUAGUGGCAGAAGCACUGGACUUGUCAAGACUACCCAUCAAUGCUCACACUUCGGACAGGCCAGAAGAUAUGAUUAACUGGUUAAAACAAGGGAAAGGACCCAGUCCAUACAUCUAUAUAACUUGGAUGUGUUACACAAUGAUUAUGUACAACGAUAGUGAGGCUGAAAGGAACAUUGAUGAAAGAUCUGAUCUACAGCUGUGUCGAGAAUUGUGA
Limulus polyphemus (Atlantic horseshoe crab) is the source of this 1080-nucleotide messenger RNA. RefSeq names its product beta-1,3-galactosyltransferase 5-like. The transcript is spliced from 2 exons. Lineage: Eukaryota; Metazoa; Arthropoda; Merostomata; Xiphosura; Limulidae. The record is from RefSeq and is a predicted model, not a curated record. Gene Ontology annotation, molecular function: hexosyltransferase activity. Gene Ontology annotation, cellular component: membrane. Bases 1 to 1080 code for a protein of 359 amino acids.